Chlamydomonas reinhardtii is the source of this 707-nucleotide messenger RNA. RefSeq names its product ribosomal protein S27a. Gene Ontology annotation, cellular component: nucleus; cytoplasm; ribosome. The record is from RefSeq and is a predicted model, not a curated record. The transcript has 4 exons. The coding region runs from base 40 to 588 and encodes 182 amino acids. Gene Ontology annotation, biological process: protein ubiquitination; translation; modification-dependent protein catabolic process. Gene Ontology annotation, molecular function: structural constituent of ribosome; ubiquitin protein ligase binding; protein tag activity. Lineage: Eukaryota; Viridiplantae; Chlorophyta; Chlorophyceae; Chlamydomonadales; Chlamydomonadaceae.
GCAAGGACGGCACUGUAAUCACUGCCUAGUACCGUCAGAAUGCAGAUUUUCGUCCGGACUGACCGGACUCACCUCGUUGAGGUGAGUCCGGCGCAGACCGUCGCCGAUGUGAAGGCUGCCGUGGAGGCUCUGCAGGGCCUGGAGGCCGGCGAGCAGCGCAUCCUGUUCAACGGUGUGCAGCUGGAGGACUCCCAGGUCCUGGCUGAGGCCGGUGUCAGCGAUGACAGCACCCUGAUGUGCCUGCUGCGCCUGCUGGGUGGUGCCAAGAAGCGCAAGAAGAAGACGUACACCAAGCCCAAGAAGCAGAAGCACAAGCACAAGAAGAUCAAGCUCCGGGUGCUGAAGUUCUACAAGGUGGACGACUCCGGCAAGGUCCAGCGCCUGCGCAAGCAGUGCCCCAACUGCGGCCCCGGCACGUUCAUGGCCACCCACUUCGACCGCGUGUACUGCGGCAAGUGCGCCAACACCUUCGUGUACGAGGGCGGUGCGCCCGCCGGUGCCCCCAAGAAGUCGGGCGGCGCCGCCGCUGCCGCUGCCCCCGCCCCCGCUGCCGAGGCCGGCGGCAAGGGCAAGAAGGGCAAGAAGUAAAUGGCUGGCCCCACCGUUGCGUGCGCGCCCGCGGUGCGCUGCGCGGUCGGCAGCUUGGGUGUGGCAUCCGGUGCGGCUUGUCCCGCCGGCAUGUAGCUCUUAUGUAACGGGCUGUCUGU